Nicotiana attenuata is the source of this 1340-nucleotide messenger RNA. RefSeq lists its product as uncharacterized. The transcript has 2 exons. The record is from RefSeq and is a predicted model, not a curated record. Lineage: Eukaryota; Viridiplantae; Streptophyta; Magnoliopsida; Solanales; Solanaceae. Gene Ontology annotation, molecular function: protein binding. Bases 124 to 825 code for a protein of 233 amino acids.
AACUUCCAUAGGCUUGAAGAAGUCACUAGGGUAAAAAUCAUCUUCAAAGCUCUCUUCCCUCUUUCUUCAUAGGUGUCCCACUUGUUCUUACGGACCCAUCUUCAUUAUCAGUUCAAUUAUAUCAUGGUUGGAACUUCCAUCAACUCUCAUAAACUACCCUUUAAUAAGUCCACCAACAUCAAAUUCCUCUCUAGCUACGGUGGCAAGAUUCUUCCCCGUCAUCCUGACGGCAAACUCCGUUAUUAUGGCGGCGAUACCCGUGUCCUUUCCGUUCAUCGUUCCAUUUCUUUUGCUGAGCUGAUGGUGAAGCUAAGGGAGAUGUGUGGAGCAAUGAGUAGUUUAAGGUGUCAAUUGCCAACAGAAGAUUUGGAUGCACUUGUGUCAAUCACCUCUGAUGAAGAUCUCGUCAAUCUCAUUGAAGAAUAUGAUCGUGCUGCGACUGCAUCACCAUCGUCCUUCCUCAAGAUCAGAGCUUUUCUUUCACCACCCAAAUCCACAAAAAAAGUUGUCUCUUCUCCUUCUUCCACUGCUUCUUCAUCAUCUACAACCACCAACACUACUUCUAGUAAUUGUGAUGCCAGCUCGCCUAAGUCAUUUUGUACCACAGCUGCAGCUAGUCCUCCAACUACAGUAACUUCAUCAAGGUAUCGUGGUCAAGUUAAUUAUAAUGAGAUUUGUGUCCGUCAGACGAUGGCAAAGCCGCAGAUGGUUGUUCCUCUCUGUUAUCAGAAAGCUGCAGGAAAGCUCCCUCAGUAUGCCUACCAUGGUCGUGGGAAUACUAGUAGCCAUAUUUAUCUGAUCCACCAUGGCAACCAUUGGCAAUAAUAGCAGCUAUUCUGUUCAAAAGGAGGACAAAAUGAACUUGGAAUAUAUAUACCUAAAAUUGGUAUUACCUAAUGAAAGAAAAAACUCCAACAAGCAAAAAAGAAACUAGGCGAGGAUAUAUAUAUAUAGAUUUAUGUAUUGUACGAACUAAGAAGGGCGUGUAAAUCAUUAAUAGGAUUGGUGUAUUUUCAUUGUCAAUCCGUCCUUGGCUUAUUAAUCAAAAUAAGUUUCCAACCGGAUGGAAAUGUGUCCAAUUUCGUCUAAUUCUGAUGGUGAGUUCUUUAGUUGGUCCUAGAUCUCCUUUGAUUUAGAAAUGGAGGACGGUCUGGAGUCUGGACACUCUAUAUCACCUGUUCGUGUUAUGCGUGCCAUCGUUAAAACACUUCAUCUUCUCGGAAUUUGCCAUCGCAUAAGCCUACGAUCUAUUCAUCGUGUCUAAUUAUCUCUACUGCCACGCUGAUCAUUAUACUUCCUCUUCUGACACCUGCUAAUUAAAACUAUUUUGAUAAGUUAUA